AUGGCAGCCAACGGCACAGUGGGGCCCGAGUCGCAGGACAUGCAGCGCCGCGUGGAUCAGAUCACAGAUGAGUCGCUGGAGAGCACCCGUCGGAUGCUGCAUAUGGUGGAAGAGAGCAAAGACGCUGGGAUCCAGAUCUUGGUGAUGCUGGAUGAACAGGGAGAACAGCUGGACCGGAUUGACGAGGGGCUGGACCAGAUCAACCAGGACAUGAAGGAGGCGGAGAAGAAUCUGACAGACAUGGCCAAGUGCUGCGGCAUCUGCGUCUGCCCCUGUGCCAAGCUGAAGAACAUCAAGGCCAGUGAGGCGUACAAGGCGGUCUGGGGCAACACCCAGGACGGGGUGGUCUCCACGCAGCCCUCGCGGGUGGCAGACGAAAGGGAGCAGAUGGUCAUGAGCGGCGACUACAUCCACAGAAUAACGAAUGACGCGCGGGAGGACGAGAUGGAGGAGAACCUGGUACAGGUGGGAAGCAUCCUGGGCAACUUGAAGAGCAUGGCGCUGGACGUGGGCAACGAGAUCGACAUCCAGAACAAGCAGGUGGAGAAGAUCAUGGAGAAGGUCACCGUGAACGAAGAUCGCAUCCAAGAAGCCAACACCCGGGCCAAGAAGAUUCUAAAAAAUGCCUGA
Messenger RNA from Emys orbicularis (European pond turtle), 630 nucleotides. RefSeq names its product synaptosomal-associated protein 25-like. The coding region runs from base 1 to 630 and encodes 209 amino acids. Gene Ontology annotation, cellular component: plasma membrane; SNARE complex. Gene Ontology annotation, biological process: synaptic vesicle fusion to presynaptic active zone membrane; synaptic vesicle priming; exocytosis. NCBI's taxonomy places the organism in Eukaryota, Metazoa, Chordata, Testudines, Emydidae. The transcript has 7 exons. Gene Ontology annotation, molecular function: voltage-gated potassium channel activity; syntaxin-1 binding; SNAP receptor activity. The record is from RefSeq and is a predicted model, not a curated record.